Messenger RNA from Populus euphratica (Euphrates poplar), 1069 nucleotides. RefSeq names its product trichohyalin-like. Bases 217 to 765 code for a protein of 182 amino acids. The transcript has 5 exons. The record is from RefSeq and is a predicted model, not a curated record. NCBI's taxonomy places the organism in Eukaryota, Viridiplantae, Streptophyta, Magnoliopsida, Malpighiales, Salicaceae.
GUGGACACCAUUAAUUUACUUAAAAGUGGGUCCAUGCAAAUUUGUAUAUCAUCCGAUAUCGAACGUUUUUAGUUCAAUUACUUUAGAAGUCGAUUGAUCCUUGGAUGAAUCGUUUAAUGGCCUUGCCCAAAUGGGAUUAUAUAUCAAGCGUAGUCUCUCCCUCCCUCUCCAGAAAAAGAAGAAAACACUGAAAUUAUAUACCUUCAAAGUUUGAAGAUGGCAGGGAAUUUGGGGAAGGAGGAUUCCAGUUCGGUUCAGGAUCUUCAAGAUCCAAGUAUCACCGCUCAUGCAUACACGUUGAAACACGCAGGCUCUGGUCAUAAGCGGCGCCAAGGUCCUGUUCAACAAGCAUCAUCUAGAGCUGGGAAGAAGCCCAAACGGGAUAUCGACAGAGAUCACCGUGAGAAAAAGAAGCAAGAGGUGGAAAAAUUUAAGGCAGAGACGGAAGAACUUAAGAAAGGCAAAUGCCACCUUGAAGGACAAGCAUUUAUUUUGGAAAAGCAUCUGAAGGAAACUAGAGAAGAAAAUACCAAACAGAAGAUCGAGCUACAGCGUCAAAGUGAUUCUAUACAUAAACUAGAGAAGCUGAUUGACUUAGGUGAGCAUCAUCAAAAAGAGAUUCGUGCCUUGAAAGAGGAACAUGCACAGAAAAUGCUGGAGCGCGACAGAGAGUGGAAUGCCUUAAAAGAGGAACUUGAACGGCAGAUGCAGUUCUGCAGCUCGUGGCACAUGGACAUCAGCAUACUGAGAACGCCGGGGAGAUGAACAACCCCAUGGAGACACCUGCCACUGCUCAGACCACCAGCUACUUCUUUAACUGUGAUCACUUCGCAUCCCAAAUGGCCUAACUCAGCAAGACAUGUAGCAGGGCUAAACAUUUUGAACUACUAAACCCUUAUUUUAUAUUUUUCGAAUUUGGAUUCCCCAAGUCCUCAAACUGUACAAAGAGGCAUGAAUAAUUGCAAGAUGGGCACCUUCUUUGUGAGCCUAUGUGGUAUUUUAUCAUAUGGGCUGGGCUCCUAUUAGAUAUUCUAUGUAUUAUGCAACCUUUUUAUUUAUUAUAUUUGUU